Messenger RNA from Aspergillus luchuensis, 1614 nucleotides. RefSeq names its product M20 family dipeptidase. Lineage: Eukaryota; Fungi; Ascomycota; Eurotiomycetes; Eurotiales; Aspergillaceae. Gene Ontology annotation, molecular function: metallodipeptidase activity. Gene Ontology annotation, biological process: proteolysis. The record is from RefSeq and is a predicted model, not a curated record. The coding region runs from base 1 to 1614 and encodes 537 amino acids. The transcript has 5 exons.
AUGCCCCUCCCCCUCCGUCGCAUUGCAACAUCGCUUAGCUGGAGGGAGUGCAGAUUAUAUCUGUCAUCAUCACCUGCGCACUUCAAGGAUAUCCGGGCGCCACGAAUAUCUUCCGUUCAGCAUCAAAUACGCUAUCUAUCUUUACGCCGCUCAUUUUACGGAAAUAUCAGUGAUCCGAAAAUGGCACCGCAACUUGAACCUUUCUUCAAGCAGGUCGACGAUUUGUCGGGCUCUUUCAUUGACCGUCUACGAAAGGCUGUCGCUAUCCCAUCUAUUUCCGCACAGGAUGAGAAUAGAAAGGAUGUCUUCAAGAUGGCCCAGUUUCUUGCUUCCGAGCUUGAGAACUUGGGUGCCGAAGUGGAACAAAGACCGUUAGGUAAACAACCUGGAAAAGAGCACCUAGAUCUUCCCCCGGUUGUGCUUGCUCGUUAUGGUAAUGACAAGAGCAAGCGAACCAUCCUGGUCUAUGGACACUAUGACGUGCAGCCGGCUUUGAAAGAAGAUGGCUGGGCGACAGAGCCUUUCGAGUUGACCGUCGAUGAUCAGGGAAGAAUGUACGGGCGCGGAAGCACGGACGAUAAAGGUCCCGUCCUCGGCUGGCUGAAUGUUAUCGAAGCUCAUAAAAGGGCUGGUGUUGAGUUCCCGGUCAAUCUGCUCUGUUGCUUUGAGGGGAUGGAGGAGUAUGGCUCAGAAGGUUUGGAAGAGUUCAUUCAAACCGAGGGCAAGGAAUUUUUCAAAGAUGCAGAUGCCGUUUGCAUCUCGGACAACUAUUGGCUUGGGACCGAAAAGCCUUGCUUGACCUACGGGCUCCGAGGCUGCAACUACUACUCCGUGAGCAUUUCGGGCCCUGGUCAGGACUUGCAUAGCGGGGUCUUUGGUGGCACAGCCCACGAGCCGAUGACUGAUCUGGUUCAUGUGCUUUCUAAACUUGUCGAUUCGCAGGGAAAUAUCCUGAUCCCUGGAAUCAUGGAUCUUGUUGAGCCCCUUACGGAGGAAGAAAAAUCCCUAUACCCUGGCAUCAACUACACUAUGGAUAAUCUUCACGAGUCACUGGGCAGCGAGACAAGCAUUCAUUCCACCAAAGAGAGAACUCUCAUGGCAAGAUGGAGGUACCCGUCUCUUUCUCUCCAUGGCAUUGAGGGCGCAUACUCUGCUCCUGGCGCGAAGACAGUAAUCCCAGCUAAGGUCAUCGGCAAGUUCUCAAUCCGAACUGUGCCGAAUAUGGAAAGUGAGGACGUGAACAAACUCGUCUUCGACUAUGUCAAGGCAGAGUUCGCCAAAUUGAAUAGCAAGAACACAUUGAACGUGUGGCUCCAGCAUGAUGGAAAGUGGUGGGUUGCCAGUCCGAAGCAUUGGAACUUCUCAGCUGCAAGCAAAGCUGUGAAACAGGUUUUCGGUGUUGAGCCGGAUAUGACCCGUGAGGGUGGCAGUAUCCCUGUCACACUAAGCUUCGAGCAAGCUACAGGCAAGAAUGUCCUCCUCCUACCUAUGGGAAGCUCGACUGAUGCUGCUCAUUCGAUCAACGAGAAGCUCGAUAAGAGGAAUUAUAUUGAAGGAAUCAAGUUGCUGGGAGCGUAUUUGCAUUACGUUGCGGAGGAGCCUAUGGACAUCUGA